AUGAGCCUUCCACGGCAGUUUGAUCGAAAUGGUCGAAUCCAUCAAUCCGGCAGCCGUGGCUCAUUACAAAAUAAUGGGCGUCCUCAAGAUUCUUUGAAUUUAGUCAGAACUUUCAACUUUAGCGUAUUUUAUCGAGAAAUUAAGGCCUCGCUUGACUUAAAAGACCAAAUUAUUACUAUAACACAUGACCAGAGCUAUCCAUAUCGUGUUGCACAGAUAGCUUCCCAAACUUUUCAUACAGUUUUCUACAUUGUUGCAAAUUCUCUCAGAAGGAAAUCGCUAGAAAACAAAAUACAAGCUGUAGUUAUGACAAUCAAGCAAACAGCACAGUUUCUUUCACAAAUUCCUAAUAAUUCGUGUAUUAUUAUCGAUUCUUUGUGGGAUAUAAAUAAAGACAUAACUGGACCUCAAUUAGAACAAAUUAUUCUCAUAUUAUCUAAGCGAUGCCAGUUUAUUUACAAUUCAAUGCCUUUUGCAAAUUUACAGACGAUAUCUCAAUGGAUUUUCUCUUUUUGCGGCUUAGCACCCAAAAUCAUUGAAGCUCCCAUUGAAAGAAAUGCCGUCGCACACUUUAUUUUCUCAGAAAAUCCAUUUCAAAAUAGAUUAUUUAGAAAUACCUCGAUUUUCAUAGAUAUGCUUACCGUUUCGGAGAUACUGGAUCAAUGCACACCUAACAUGAUAUCAAAUGAUGGAAUUUUCCAAGAAAUUUGUGAUAUCAAAAAAUUAAACUUAGAUCCAAUACUUGUAGUGUUUCCAUCGAAUGGACACCUCAGAUCUUUCGCAAAGGAACAUCCAGAAUAUCAAACAAUCUACGAUUCAUAUGAUUUGAAUCAAAUGACUGAACAAAUUGAAAAAUUUCAAUCAACAUCAAACGGAAUUUUACUUACAACAACCAAAGUUGCUGAUUCUAUCUAUAUACCAGCAAAAUCCGUUGUUUUGACGUCAUUAUUAAAAUUUGAUGGUCACAUGAUGAAAACUAUGACUCCGUGCGAAGUCCAUCAGAUUGUAAGAUGCGCAGGACGACCAGGAAUCGAUCCAAGAGGCUAUUUUUAUACAACAUUACAUCCAGGAAUGUCAAAGUUUGAUAUUUCGAGUAUUUUUAGUACAGAUCUUCCUGUUAUCUCAAGUAGAUUCAAAAUUACUGAAGAGUUCUUCCUUACAGCCAUUUUUUCAGGAGUUGCAGAUUUUGAAAAUUAUUUGUGUUGUUUACUUGGUAGUUUUACUGUAGCAACACGUGGACCAUUGCUACAAGACCAAAUAAACCAAAUAAGUAGUCAGAUGCCUCCUGAUUCGAUUGUAGAAAAAGUAAUUCAUCUCAUGUCCCUUGAAACAUCCAUUUGUACGUUGGAGACACAUCCUCUCAAUAUCAAACCACUUCUCGUUAACGGCCGAGUUGUCCGCGCCCGUUCCAUGCUCGGUGACCAUGCUUGGUCGAUCUGUUUUGGCGGAACUGUUUGUGGUACAGUCACUCUGGCGAUGCGAGGAGUUCCAUCUCGUGGUCGUACAAUUGACAACGACGAGAAAUGUCUGAUAACUUUGCCUGUUCAUGAAAUUGUCGCGAUAUCUAAGACAAUUAACCCUUUGAGUCGACAACAGCUGACUCAAAUUGACGACAAUGAUGCCCUUAUCGGAAAAGAUUACGAGUAUUAUGACGGAGAACUCACUUACGCCAAUGAAAAAUAUCAUAUGUUAUUAAAUGAGAUGCAACAGAUCAAAUCGACCCUUGAACCCAAUCUUUUGCAGUGUUGGAGACAACUUGCAGAGGUCUGCAUCCGCCACAAACUCCUCAAACAGAAAAUGAAACAAAUAAAUCUGCAACAACCUUUGUCAGAUCUUUCAAAGAUACGUGAUUCUGAUUAUCACAUUGGGCUGUUCCCAGGUGCAUCGGACAUGGCCGCUCAAAAAGCUUUUGUUGUUAGGUCAUCCGGAGUUUUUUCAUGUUACGCGCUUGAAAACGCAAUAGAGAACAAAUUCUGGGAGAAACUAAGUGAUAAAGAAUCAGCAGCUUUCAUUAUUCUGUGCAUUGGAGGAGAGAAAUAUGAUGAAUACGCUGGAUAUAUACCAGAAUGCGUUAAUUCAUACAUGACGCAGAGUGGAAAGGAUUCAUCAUUCUUCCUAAAUGCACUGGCUCUUCUUGACGAAGAAAAUGAAACAAAUUUGCUCGAUACAAAAGCUUUUGAAAUGGCAUGUCUACUUAAAAAGGCCAGGAAGUCUGCUAAUGCACUGUUUAAAGCAGCAAAUCAACUGAAUAUACCACGGUUUUCACAGAAGAUGUCUAAUGUUGUUGAAAUCAUCAAAAAUUCUUCAUUGUAUCGUGAAUUUUUUUGA
This is a messenger RNA of Trichomonas vaginalis G3, 2328 nucleotides long. RefSeq names its product ATP-dependent RNA and DNA helicase family. The record is from RefSeq and is a predicted model, not a curated record. Gene Ontology annotation, biological process: nuclear-transcribed mRNA catabolic process, 3'-5' exonucleolytic nonsense-mediated decay. The transcript has a single exon. The coding region runs from base 1 to 2328 and encodes 775 amino acids. Gene Ontology annotation, cellular component: Ski complex. Gene Ontology annotation, molecular function: RNA helicase activity. NCBI's taxonomy places the organism in Eukaryota, Parabasalia, Trichomonadida, Trichomonadidae.